Messenger RNA from Symbiodinium natans, 1098 nucleotides. Lineage: Eukaryota; Dinophyceae; Suessiales; Symbiodiniaceae. The record is from the annotation of a GenBank genome assembly.
AUGGCAGCGCAGGUGCGCCCACAUUCUCUGCGACUUUGUGCUGUCGGGCCAGGCACGGUGGGACAACGACAGCGACCUAGUGGCCGUCAUGGAAUCUCAGUCAAGCAGUCAACUUACUCUUUUCCCUGGCCCUGGACCCCCUUUCCUGCCGCACAUAUAGGACUCCUGCAGGCCUGCUCAGAGAUGUUCUAUGAGUUUGUAUGUUUACAGCGGAGGAAACAGCAAGGCCCGAAGACAUCUCUUGAGCAGCAGACGGCUUUUUGGGAGGUGAGCUCGGCUGCGCAGCGUGCGUGCAGGGAAUGCCUGCAGUCGGAUCCGGCUCGGCGACCGUCUUCUCAACAGAUGCUGGCACACAAGUGGUUUGCGACAGUCCCUCGACUUGCCCUCGGAAUGUCGGGCGGCAUGGACAGCGGCCGUUCAGGUUUCUUGGCCAUGGCAAGAUCACCGCCGCGCAUUGCAGCUGCCCAGGUGAUUGAUGCCUUGCGCAACUUUGCCUUCCCAGGCAAAGGCAAGCUCGUGGACAUCUUGGCGCAGGAUGUGCAGCUUUGCGCACGCUUCAACGGUGGAGCGAACGAUGCCGCGCGCUGUGAUCGGCACCGGCAAGACAGAAGUACUUGGAGUACUCUUGCCCCGUCGUCUCCGCUAGAAACUUUGGCAUCCGGAGCCUCAUCUUUGCAUAGCCGCACUGUUUCACUGCGCCCCAUGCUGUUGCUGGUGGCUGCUUCUCCUGAAGCACUUCUCCAACCUUCCUCGAAGCUUGCCCAGCUCGUGGGCGUCCUCAACCUGUCAAAAGCUUUAACAUCUCCUGCCCGGCGCCGGUCUUGCCCGUCCAUGGCGCUGUCGAAGACCUCCUUGUUUCGAAAUCCGAAAAACAUUGGGCAGGCAAGUGCUGAGAAUUCCUGGAGGAAGAUGCGCAGCACCGCUUUCUCAGAGAUCGUGGCGACAUGUGUGGUGGUCCACGUCCCCACUCUCAUGAAAGAGUUGCAGGAGCUGAAGGAGUUUGACCCUCGAGCGCUGGAGCGGGUGUUCAUUUCCACCCGUGCCCAUAUCCUCUUCGACAGCCAUCAGGAGCGGAAAGAAGCAUUCGCCAGUAGCUAG